GUGGCGCGGCUGUUCUGGGGGCCUUGGCGAACCAGAGGCUGCAGCUGAGCCACGAUGUGUGGCUGGGCUGCAAGAUGGCGCCCGCGCUCUUCAACGCCAUGCUCCGUGUCAAGAAAGCCCGCUACAGCUUGGCCGAUGUGUGGCAGGAGAGCGUGGCUCGCUUCGGGGACCACUCCUUCGUGCUCUUCGAGCACCGACGGAUGAGCUACGAGGACGUGGAGCAUGUGGCCAACCAGAUGGCCCACUUCCUGAGGCAGCAGACGCUUCAACCCGGCGAGGUGUGCGCCCUGAUGAUGGAGAACAAGCCUGAGUACAUUUGCUGGUGGCUGGCUAUGGCAAAGAUCGGCGUGAAGGCAGCUCUGGUGAACUACAACAUCACAGGCAAGGGGCUCGGGCACUGCGUCUCGGUGGCCGAUUGCCGUGCCCUGGUCUUUGACGCGGGCACGGAGGCCAACCUCCACACCGCGGACGCCCUGCUGACUGGGGUGCGGCUCAUUUCUUGGGGAGGGCCCCCGCGCCUGAGCUUCAGCUCCAGUCCCACGGUGGUCGACUACGACCUGCUGCUCAGCCUGCCGUACCAAGGCGAAGAGUUUGCCGAGCUGCGGAAAGACAUCAAGUUCACGGACCUCUUUGGGUACAUCUACACCAGCGGCACCACCGGCCUGCCCAAGGCGGCGAAGAUGACCCACGCCAAGAUGUACACCUUGGGCACAAUCGGGCGGCUGUUGAGCGUGGGCCCAGGGGACAUUUUGUACACCUGCCUGCCGCUCUACCACUCCGCGGGCGGAGCUCUGGGCGUCAUGUGUUGCUUGGUGUCCGGGGCCACGCUGGCGCUGGCGAAGCGCUUCAGCGCCACGCGGUUCUUCAACGAGAUCUCGCAGCUGAGGUGCACCAUCUUCCAGUACAUCGGAGAGCUCGGCCGGUACCUGGUGAACUAUGCCAGGGAGCACCCGGAGGUGUGCAAGAUCCCCCACAAGCUCCGUGGGGCCGUGGGGAACGGCCUGAGGCCGGAGGUCUGGGACGAGUUCCAAGACAAGUUCAACAUCCCGGUGGUGGUGGAGUUCUAUGGAUCCACGGAAGGCAACGGGGCGCUCAUGAACUACUGCAGGAAGUCAGACCUGGAGAAGCGGGGCGCCGUAGGCCGGGGCGGCUUUGCCUUCCAGCAGGUGUGCGGGGCCCAGGUGAUGAAGUUCAAGAUCCUGAAGUUUGACGUGGAGAACGAGGAGCCCAUCCGCGGCGCCGACGGCUUUUGCAUGGAGGCUGCACUGGGCGAGCCAGGUGAGCUCAUUUUCCCGAUCAAGGACCUGCCAUGGAAGAAGUUUGAGGGCUACACAGAUGCCAAGGCCACCGAGAAGAAGGCGAUCUUCCGCAUGAGUUCAGGGAUUGACCAAUAG
Messenger RNA from Effrenium voratum, 1394 nucleotides. Lineage: Eukaryota; Dinophyceae; Suessiales; Symbiodiniaceae. The record is from the annotation of a GenBank genome assembly.